GGUUGAGGCUCCCUGCGUGUGUCUAUAACUUUGUGCUGCUGCCGCGGCCGCCCUGCUCGUUGGAGAGGAGGAGGAGGAAUGUGGAAGGAGGUGGCGCGCAGGCUGACAGGCGGCUCCUCCGGCGCGCUGCGGUGGCGGCCGGAGCGUCUCCCCUUCGCUGAGGCUGCGCGCCCGGUCCUCGCCGUGCCCUGGGCCCGCGCGGGAUUGUGCGUCCUCCCACCUCGUCCCUGAAGGGAAGGAACCGAGGCGGCGGCGGCGGCGGGGCCCCGGAGCCUUCGCGGCGCCUGCGUCCCUCCCCCGCCGUACUCCGCCCGGGCGCGAGAGGAGAGUGCGAGAGCCCGAGCCGCGGGCGGGCGGCGAAGAUGGCAGAGGUACCGGCCUCCCCGGCCCCGCUCUCUCCGCUCGAAGUGGAGCUGGAUCCCGAAUUCGAGCCUCAGAGCCGGCCGCGCUCCUGUACGUGGCCCCUGCAGAGGCCGGAGCUUCAGGCGAGCCCGGCCAAGCCCUCGGGGGAGGCGGCUGCCGACUCCAUGAUCCCCGAGGAGGAGGACGAUGAAGACGACGAGGACGGUGGCGGCGGGGCCGGUUCGGCCAUGGCGAUCAGCGGCGACGGGAGCAGGAUGCUGGUCUCCGGGCUGCUCCUUGAGGACUCGGCCCGGUUGUUGGCUCCGGGAGGGCAGGACCCCGUGGCCGGGCAAGUCCCCACGGCGGGUGCGCUGAGCGGGGGAACGCAGACGCCGCUGCAGCCUCAGCAGCCGCUGCCGCUGCCGCAGCCGGGGGCGCCUGGAGGCUCCGGGCAGCCGAGGAAAUGCUCGUCGCGGCGGAACGCCUGGGGGAACCUGUCCUACGCGGACCUGAUCACCCGCGCCAUUGAGAGCUCCCCGGACAAACGGCUCACCCUGUCCCAGAUUUACGAGUGGAUGGUACGCUGCGUGCCCUACUUCAAGGAUAAGGGCGACAGCAACAGCUCUGCCGGCUGGAAGAACUCUAUCCGGCACAACCUGUCGCUGCACAGCCGGUUCAUGCGGGUCCAGAAUGAAGGGACUGGCAAGAGCUCUUGGUGGAUCAUCAACCCUGAUGGCGGAAAGAGUGGUAAGGCACCCCGGCGGCGGGCUGUCUCCAUGGACAACAGCAACAAAUACACUAAGAGCCGUGGCCGCGCGGCCAAGAAGAAGGCAGCCCUGCAAACGGCCCCCGAGUCAGCAGACGACAGUCCCUCCCAGCUCUCCAAAUGGCCUGGCAGCCCCACCUCCCGCAGCAGUGAUGAGUUGGACGCAUGGACGGACUUCCGCUCACGCACCAAUUCCAAUGCCAGCACAGUCAGCGGCCGCCUGUCACCCAUCCUGGCAAGCACAGAGUUGGAUGACGUCCAGGAUGAUGAUGCGCCGCUUUCCCCCAUGCUCUACAGCAGCUCAGCCAGCCUUUCGCCCUCCGUAAGCAAGCCAUGCACCGUGGAGCUGCCACGGUUGACUGACAUGGCGGGUACCAUGAAUCUGAACGAUGGGCUGGCUGACAACCUCAUGGACGACCUGCUGGACAAUAUCACGCUCCCGUCGUCCCAGCCAUCGCCCACCGGGGGUCUCAUGCAGCGCAGCUCCAGCUUCCCUUACACCACCAAGGGCUCUGGCCUGGGCUCUCCCACCAGCUCCUUUAACAACACGGUAUUUGGACCCUCGUCUCUGAAUUCUCUGCGUCAGUCUCCCAUGCAGACCAUCCAGGAGAACAAACCGGCUACCUUCUCUUCCAUGUCGCACUAUGGCAACCAGACACUCCAGGACCUGCUCAAUUCGGACUCGCUCAGCCACAGCGACGUCAUGAUGACCCAGUCGGACCCCUUGAUGUCUCAGGCCAGCACCGCUGUGUCCGCCCAGAACUCCCGCCGGAAUGUGAUGCUUCGCAGUGACCCGAUGAUGUCCUUUGCCGCCCAGCCCAGCCAGGGGAGUUUGGUCAAUCAGAACUUGCUCCACCACCAGCACCAAACCCAGAGCACUCUCAGCGGCGGCCGUGCCUUGUCGAAUCCCGUCAGCAACAUGGGCUUGGGCGACUCCAGCAGCCUUGGGUCAGCCAAACACCAGCAGCAAUCUCCUGUCAGCCAGUCUAUGCAAACCCUCUCGGACUCUCUCUCAGGCUCCUCCUUGUACUCCACUAGUGCAAACCUUCCCGUCAUGGGCCAUGAGAAGUUCCCCAGCGACUUGGACCUGGACAUGUUUAAUGGGAGCUUGGAAUGUGACAUGGAGUCCAUUAUCCGUAGUGAACUCAUGGAUGCUGAUGGGUUGGAUUUUAACUUUGAUUCCCUCAUCUCCACACAGAAUGUUGUUGGUUUGAACGUGGGGAACUUCACUGGUGCUAAGCAGGCCUCAUCUCAGAGCUGGGUGCCAGGCUGAGAAAUCACUGAGGAAAGGGGAAGUGGGCAAAGCAGACCCUCAGACUGACACAAGACCUACAGAGAAAACCCUUUGCCAAAUCUGCUCUCAGCAAGUGGACAGUGAUACCGUUUACAGCUUAACACCUUUGUGAAUCCCACGCCAUUUUCCUAGCCCAGCAGAGACUGUUAAUGGCCCCUGACCCGGGUGAAGCCCUUACCCGGAGCAGAACUCCAUGAAGUAGGCCAAGUCUUCCUCGUCCAGGGUGGGGAGACGCCUGCCAGCAGAGGACAGCGCCCAGCCGGCACCACCACUCUCCUUCAGAGCGCACGGCGGACCCCGGCGGCGGUUCUGUGGGGCUUCAGUAUCGCAUGGUUUAUGGGAUGUUCUAAGUGUUGUUUGUGUUUGUUUUCCUUUGACUUUCUGAGUUUUUCACAUGCAUUAACCUGCAAUAUUUUUCUGUUCCAAUGUUAACUGUCCUUCCCCGAGCAAAUUUAAGAACAGAAAGAAAACGUUGUACCAGUUACCAUUCCAGCUUUGGGCGCCACAAGCUUUUGAGCUCAUGGAACUCCAUAAACUAACAAAUUAUAUAAACUAGAGGGGAAUUUUCUUUGUUCUUUCUUUUAGUAGAAAAUAAUCCUUUUUAAAUAAACUGAACAAUGGCACAAUUAUUUGUUGUACGCACCGGUCCAGGACCCCCCGUAGGCAAAAUGAAUGAAGUGCAGCGUCCGGCCCAGUGUGUUUUCAGUUCUUAGCGAAGGUGGUCUGUGGGCAAGACCCCCGUCCCACCACCUGGUUUGCAGUUUCAGGUGGGUAGGGCCUGUGGUCCCCUGUGUAUCCUCAGCCAACGCGGGGUGCAUUGUUGGUUUGUUGGUUAGAGACAGGCUCUCUUCAGGAAAGAAGUCAGCCCAGCCGUCCACACAUUGCCAAACACCACUAAAGGAUUCAGUUUUAAGGAGAAAAGAGGAAAAAGUAGUCCCGUUUUGCUUUGCAGAAGAAAGAAAUGAACUUACAGGUAAGCAUCAAGUCUGCAGUGAGGAAUGUGUCAAGAGGACAAACCCAAGUCAAUGCUGAGAAAGUUCUAACUUGUCUGUUUUCUUAAAUAUGCAUCCUUGAUUAUUUUCAGCUGUGCUGUGUAUAAUCUGAUCUACUAGAAGUGUAUGAGUGAGAGGCGAUCGCAUACAAGCUGAUUUUUUUCUAUAUAAGCUUAGAUUGUAAUUGUACAGAUGACACAAUGGACGUACAAGAUAGGGCAGUUUUAAUUUUUGUUUGUUUUACUUUCCUAUUUCUAUGGUUUUCAUUGUGUUUUGUUCUCAGAAAGUUAUGGUGCUGUAUAGGUGCUUUCUGUUUUACCUGGAAAGUAUGAUUCUGUUUGUUACCCUCUUUGGUAGAGAGACUAGUGGGGAACCUUUGGUACAUAGGAAACUGGUGUAAGGCCGCUCUGAUUAGCACAGCAUAUGCAUACUUCUCCCAAGUGAUAUAUGAAGACUCUUUUCUUUGCAUAAAAAGCAUUAGGCAUAUAAACGUAUGAAGAUAUUUUAUCAUGUACAGUACAAAAUGGAACAUUAUGCAUGGACGUUAGGAAUACCGAGUAUUUCAGCACAGGCUUCCCUGCAUGAGUUCUUGCCCACGCUCACACUUUGCAGGGCAGUGACCCCCUUCCACCAACACAGACGUGCUGCCCGACUCCCUGCAGACCCACCACCCUCCGCCAGGGGCCCCCUUGUGCGCCUUUGCUUUAUAACUCCUCUGGGGGUUGAUAGUGGUGGUGAUAACAGCUCCUAGCAUAAUGAAAGUUCCAUCUGGUAUUGUCACACGUCUCUCCCACCUCGCUUGGGCAUCAUGUUUGAGUGAUGGCCCUGUUGAUUUCACCCUGCCUUUUACUGAAUCUGUAAAUUGUUGUGCAGUCAUGGUUAUAGUAGACCAGUAGCAUAUUGUCUUUUCUAAACUGCUACAAGUUUAUAAUCUUCCUUUUUAAAGUAUAUAUAAUUUUUUAAAGUAUGUAUUCUAUUAGGCGGUCAGCUUGUCAGUGAGACAGAAUUGCUUACUAUAUUCCUUUAUCAUCAUGCUAGCUGCUUCCUUGAUUCUUGAUAGUCCGCUUCAUGCAAGAACUGUCCAGUAUCAGCGAGAGAGGGCUGGUCCUCUAGCUUCCGACCUGAGGCUGCCCCGCGUGAGGAUGCACUUCUUCAGAGGCAGCGGCAGCAGCUGGGGGUGAAGCGGGGUGGCAAGUGGGGAUCAGAUACAAGGGAGAAUCCCGAGUGCUUCCAAAAUAGGGCCUUGAGAAUGUUUCUCCUGCAUUAAAAGGAAAUCAUUAACAAAAUAGCUUUGAGUAGCCUCUGCAGUUUUGUAGGCCCUGAGAGCUGCUUUGGGAGUGAGAAAGGCAACCCUCUUAUGUGUUUCAAACUAAAGAUGUUGAAUUACUUUCAGACACAUGGCAUCUCAUUUAUUGUCUUUUCCAACAUUGGUUGGAUUUCAGGCAGAAGGUCUUACAAAAUGUCCUAGAGGAGGCAUGAGAGUGGAGCAGCCAUGGAAAAGACCAGGAAGAUGGAGGGGGCUGCUUUGCAUGUUCUUUUUUUUUAAAAUAGCUGAAACAGCAUCCACACGUAGAGUAUUGUGGAGAGCCGAUACCAGGGCAGAGUCAAGUGCCAGCAUUCGUGCUACACAGCCUGCCAGCCUCAGGAGGAGGUCUAGGGGACCUGGGCCGUUGGCCUUGCAGGAUCACAGCAGCCCCAUUCUCACCCCCGGCCUCCCCUGGGACGGCCACCUGCACAGUGCAGCCAGCUCCCUCAGACUGGCCAGGCUCCAAGGUGGUCAUCUGGGCAGACGUGCAGCCUGAGGGCUCUGCCUCUUAUCUCAAGUCCCUGCUUGCGGGAAGGGCCAACUGUUGACCAUUGUGUUGAGUUCUGAGUGCUGUGGGUCCCUUACAGUAAGAUUUCGGAUCUGAAAAAAUCUCAGCAGAAUACACAGUAGGCUCCGGGGAUUUGGCAGCUGUGAUGUUUGAACCCUGAUGAGAACCACCCAGGCCGCCCUCAGCCUCUAAAUAAGCUGCUCUGGGGAGCCUUCUACUUUGUGAUGGGGAAUUAGAAGAAUGGCUAAUGUGGAAAACAUGACAUGUACUCUGGGACUCUGUUGUUCUCUUCAGGGCUCCAAAAUCUCAUACCUUUUACCAAAGUUAGAAAAGAGCUUUAUCACAAGCUUUCACUGUCCUGGCCUGAGAACAGACUGUCAGGUUCAGUGCCCACCAUUUUCUGUGAAUUAGUCUGGGUUUGCUUUCCUUUAUUGCAUCCUCUGCAAUAUAAUGAUUGCUGAGACUUUUUAGUUUUUUUUAAUUUUAGAAUUUUGCCCCUCUCUUUAAUGGGGGGAUCAUACAUACAUGUGGUAGAAGGCGGAUUCUGUAUUUUUGUUUGGAGUUGAUGGCACAUUUGGGCAUUGCUUCCCCAUCCUUAGGAGAGGAUGUCAUGGCUCAUUACCCCUGGUAUGUUAUGCCUAGUCUCAGGGUGUGAUUUCAGAUGACUUCCUAACUUGACAACAUUUUGAAGAUGGUAGGGACAGACUUCAUCUCUGCCUAAUUAAAUGAAUUUAAAGCAUAAUGAACAUUUGAAUCUCUUGGAAGGACCUUCAAGAGGAAAGCAGUCAAACAGCCAGUCCAUUGUUGCAAAGACUGGCUGUGGGAAAUAAAAUCUUACCCUUUCCCUCUAGAAGCCAAACCCCAACAGCUCUGAACUCUGAUUUUCUUUUUCUUGCUGUAUUUGGGGGGACAUUUUAUGAUUAGGUGUUAUGUUUUAAAGAAAAAUUAGAAAAGCACAUUAUUUUUUUAGAAAUGUAAGUCAUUGGCAAAGAAGUUAUGAAAAAGCAAGCAUCUCCUGAAGCCCAGAGGAGGCGGGAUGUGGCGAGGAAGGGAAAAUGAAGUUCUUGUGAAAUCAUGUCUGUCAAACAAGAUCUUAAAGCAGAUGCCCGAAUAACUAAAAAGAGUGUGUUAUAUUUAAUCAAAAUUUAAGUGGGUAACAUUUAUGCAGUGUGAAUGAUGGAAUAUUUUCCUUUUGUUCAGCUUUAUUUGUAUGCAUUUCUCUUUGACGAAUGAUUGGUUACGAGGCCUCUGCCACACUCCAGAAAUAUUUGUGCGGCUGCUUUCAAAAUCUGUGUGUCUGGUCACUUACUUCUCUAAAAUUAUCUCAUUGCCUGGCAAUCAGUCUUCUCUUGUAUACUUGUCCUAGCACAUUAUGUACACAGAAAAUGUAAACAUGUGAAGGAGGACAGAAAAAUUAGUUAAUACUAAAAAAUAUAUAUAUUAUGCAUUUUGGCUUCACAUGUUUAACUUUUUUUAAGGAAAAAAAGUUGCAUGAGUGGAAAAAAAAUCUGUAUACAGUAUCUGUAAAACUGUCUUACCUGUUUUCAAUUUCUUGUUCUUGCCCCAUACAAACUAGAAUUUAACUGAUACCACUGGUGCAUGGCCAUAUUCAAACACCUACAAGUCAAGCAGUUUGUAGUUUGAUUUGCAGCACCUCAUCCUUUCUUUCAAAGCGAACACUAUCAUAAUGCAUUCUUUUUGAGGAUUUUGUCUAACCAUAUGUUGCCAUUAAUUAACUCUACCACCUUUGUUCUCAAGGAUCAAAACCAGUUUGAUUUGGGAAUCUUCCCCUUUCCAAAUGAAAUAGAGAUGCAGUACUUAACUUUCCUUGGUGUUUGUAGAUAUUGCCUUGUGUAUUCCAUUUAAAAUUGUAAUCUAGUUUGUAAAAGAGAUGGUGACGCAUGUAAAUAAAGCAUAAUGACACUCUGUUUUA
Choloepus didactylus (southern two-toed sloth) is the source of this 7141-nucleotide messenger RNA. It is a transcript of the gene FOXO3, whose product is annotated as forkhead box O3. Gene Ontology annotation, biological process: regulation of transcription by RNA polymerase II. Lineage: Eukaryota; Metazoa; Chordata; Mammalia; Pilosa; Megalonychidae. The record is from RefSeq and is a predicted model, not a curated record. The transcript has 4 exons. Bases 363 to 2381 code for a protein of 672 amino acids. Gene Ontology annotation, molecular function: RNA polymerase II cis-regulatory region sequence-specific DNA binding; DNA-binding transcription factor activity, RNA polymerase II-specific. Gene Ontology annotation, cellular component: mitochondrial matrix; nucleus.